CUUGCGGUUGUCCAGUUCUGAUAUCGUCGCUUGAGACACACUAGUGAAAGGGAAAACGUUCUUCGGAAGCCAUGCUACCAUCCUUAUCAGCAGCUUCAAUCUUGUCGCUGGCCCUGUGGUCGAUGACAAUCAUUUCCGUUGGCCUCGGACAGCAAGCCCAGUAUCGACUGACGCAGCUGAGACCGGGAAGACCGAUGAAAGUGCCCGUAGUGAAGAAUCUUCCCGAAUGCCAGACGCCAUACUUUCAGAACGGUAUCGCCAAGCUGAGGCAGCGCAACAAGAUGGUCCGAUUCACGUGUGCAAGUGGAUUUACCUUGGUCGGCAACAUGUACUCGAUGUGCGAGAAAGGCCGUUGGGAUACGCCGAUUCCGAUUUGUAUCAGACCCGGAUGUGCGGAUUUAAGCCAGGUCGAGAAUGGGCAGAUAUCGUACGAGCACGGUUUAGCGGCGGGAAUGUUGUUCUGCAACAGUGGCUACCAGGUGGCGGGAUCAUCGAAAACCUACUGCAAUGGGACGAGCUGGGAUCGACCGUUGGGAAGUUGCCGUGAAACCGAUAUCGAUGUGCCCACCGCAUGCGAUUUCGAGGUUGUAGACUGGUGUGGUUGGACUAACGAGGCGACGCAUGAUUUCGACUGGAAGCGUAGUGAUGGGUUGUUUACGCCCAAAGCUUUGAAGACUGGUCCCAAGUACGACCACACGACGAUGGUACCGUUGGCAGGACACUUCCUCAUGAUUGAUUCUGGCGUGCAGCUCACCAACGAAACGGCUCGCCUAAUAUCGCCGCUGUAUCCGGCCAACUAUAGCCAGAACGCUUGUUUCCUGUUCUACUAUCACAUGUUCGGCGAUUCGGUCGGUUCCCUGUGGGUUUACGUAAAGCCAGCUUCGCAGCAAUUUGACAGUUUAACGUACGUCGAUGCCUACUACGGGCUGAAAGGCAAUCAACGUAACAUUUGGAACGAGGGUUACUUCGACUUGAAACCGUUGGACGAGAGUUUUCAGAUUGUGAUCGAGGCAACCAUGGGAAUGAAAUUCAAGAGCGAUAUCGCGAUUGACGAUGUGAGUUUGCUCAGUGGAGAUGAUUGUCGUCCGAAACAAGGUGUUGAUGAUGAGGUAUCUGUGGCUUCGGAAACGCCCGAAGUUGAACCGGAUGAAGUUCCGGAUGAUGGAGAACUGAUGAAAAUCGGUUCUUGUGAGAAUCGUUGUGGACAAAAUGUGACUAAUGCCAAUCAAACGCUUAAUGUUGUAGCGUGUGAUUGUUUCGAAGGUUGUGUGGAGACAAAAACAUGUUGCCCGGAUUAUGCCGAGCGAUGUGUUUUCAAUGAAACGUUGAUUGAUUUGGUAAGUUCCACUACAGUGAGCACGACGAUUCCCUCCACUACACCAACAACAUCUUCAACCACAACAACAACAUCCACGACAACGACAGUUAAACCUGUCACGACUCCAAAAAUCACAACAUCGACUAGUCUGCCGAAACUAAAAACGAGUACUCCUAAACCAACAACGACUACACCUAAAACAACAUCACCAACUGUGAAAAUAACAAGCACAGCUUCAACUAAUACAACACCUAAGCCGAAUACUACGUCGACGACAAAAACAUACAAUCUGCGUCCAAGAACAACGACAACAACCACUAAACCCAAGCCGUUUGUGCCGAUGAUAAGAAGCAAACCGACCACCACCAGCAGCUCUACGACGCCAGAGACGACGACUUCGACAACCGAAACAAUCACCAUCCUAGCGAUAGGCAGUCGGUUUGGUGCGAACUACAAAGACGAAUACGCCUCGGCAACGCUGGAAUGGAACGAUGGGAAACCUAAUUUGCUGAAGAUACUGAUCAUCGCUGGAACCGGUGUGAUAAUUUUCGGGCUGGUGGUGAUGCUGAUUGUGGUGCACAUUCGUCGCAACUCGGGAGCCAAUGUUCUGAAUCGAUUGAAACAGAAAUCGAUGAAAAAGGGCGGUCUGGGAGGCAGCAUGGAAGCGUUCGAGGAUGUUCGGUUCUUGGCGGCAGAUGAGCAUUUGGAUUUCAGUGUGGCGGAAGACGCGGAAGAAGCGCAAGAGAGUGACGGGGAAAGUGCGGGUGAGGCAGCAAACUUGAAUGAGAAGCAGGAGAAGAAGAAAAGGAAGAUUUUUAAGAGUAAUCUCUAGAAGUUUAGGUAUGCUGAACUUUCUCGAAUGCAGUUUAAGUGCCAUAUUAUAGUAUAGAAACUAGAUUAAGAGCCGUGUUAAGAAAUUCAGGAUAAAUAAAUUAAAAACAUCAGAAAUUCAAUUCAAUAAAAAAAAUUUAAAAUUCUUGGAAAUGAUAGCU
Messenger RNA from Uranotaenia lowii, 2310 nucleotides. RefSeq lists its product as uncharacterized. Bases 72 to 2150 code for a protein of 692 amino acids. The transcript has 4 exons. Gene Ontology annotation, cellular component: membrane. NCBI's taxonomy places the organism in Eukaryota, Metazoa, Arthropoda, Insecta, Diptera, Culicidae. The record is from RefSeq and is a predicted model, not a curated record.